AAUGCGCUGUGGUGGUAUUCAUGUGACCAAUCGUGUAUUAUGAUAUUAGGUGAAAAUUCAUCCUCAUCACGCACGGGACUGCAAUGUCGUUUAUCACGGAGUGACCCUGUCUGUUGCAGUCCCUUGUUGCUCCACCGCUUAUCCCCGCCUCCUCGGCCCCCCACACCCUUCCUCACCACACCCCAUCUCUGUGCCUUGGCUGAGGCUGGCUGGCACCAUUAUCAAUUCCUUCUGUCAGCAAGCCUGCAAAAAAACAGCUUACGUCAUAGUCAUUACUGGCUCUAUAAAAGCCAGGGUAAUGCAGAUUCACAGUGCAGUCAACCCAGCUACAUUCCUAGACGUAGAGCAGCCCGCCCGUCUCUCAAGUCAUGACUUCCAUCGGCUUUGACUCUUACUUCCCUUCCUCUUAUAAGAGGAGAGUCGUUGUGCGCGGUGCAGGGUAUGGAGCUGGUGGAGGAAUAGGAUCUAGGUCUGUCUACUCCAGCCAUUCUGCCCCAUUAACUUCCUUUGCAUCUUCACGUAGAAGUUAUCCAACACACACUCGAGCUGUUUCCAGCUACUCGUCUGUGCUUUCUGCUCCAGUGUCUGCAGCUGCCACUGAGCUACGCCUUGAUCAAGCAGCCCAGGUGAGCUCUGAGUUCAAGGCAUUAAGGACGCAGGAGAAGGCUGAGCUGCAGGACCUGAAUGACCGCUUUGCAAGCUUCAUUGAGAGGGUCCAUGAGCUGGAGCAGCAGAACAAACUGCUGGAGACCGAGCUGCUGCUGCUCAGGCAGAGGCAGACGCAGCCAUCCAACCUUCGGGCCCUUUAUGAGCAUGAGAUCCGCCAGCUCCGUGCUGCAGUCGAAGAGGCCCAACAUGAGAAGCAAGCGGCCCAGGACCACAGGAAUGAGAUGGAAGAUGUGCUGAGAAACAUGCAAAAGCGCUACGAGGACGAAGUGCUCACCAGAGAGGAAGCAGAGGGCCGGCUCCUGGAUGCCCGGAAGGAAGCAGAUGAUGCUGCACUGGGCCGCGCUGAGCUCGAGAAAAGAGUUGGGACGCUGCUGGACGAGCUGGCCUUCCUGAAGCGCCUCUGCGAGAGUGAGAUUGCAGAGUUGCAGGCCCAAAUCCAGUACAGCGCGGAGGUGUCAGUGGAGAUGGAGGUCGCCAAACCGGACCUGUCCGCUGCUCUUCGUGACAUCCGAGUCCAGUAUGAGAAGUUGGCACAACUCAACCUUCACUCUGCCGAAGAAUGGUUCUGCAGCAAGAUGAACGUGAUGACGGCAGGCACGGCUCGCGACACAGAGAGCGCUCGGAAUGCCAAAGAUGAGGCUGGAGAAUACCGCCGGCUCCUCAAAUCCAGGACGCUGGAGAUUGAUGCCUGCCAGGAGAUGAUUCAAGCUCUGGAAAACCAACUCCAGGAAGUGGAGGAGAAGCAGAGUGCUGAAAUCUCUGCUCUGCAGGAUACGAUCAGGCAAUUGGAGGAAGAGUUGAGGGCGAACAAGAGUGACAUGGCUCGCUACCUGAAAGAUUAUCAGGACCUCCUGAAUGUGAAGAUGGCCUUGGAUAUUGAAAUUGCAGCCUACAGGAAGCUGCUUGAAGGAGAAGAGAACCGACUGAAUGUCGCCGGGCCGGCGUCUGUCAGCCUUUACUCCCAGGCCGUGCUGGCUGCUCCGCCUUAUGGAAGAACACAGCUGAGCUCGGCAGCUCCGUACCUGCUGAGCUCCCGCCUGUAUACUUCAUCGCUCUCCAUGGAGGAGACGAUAUCCGCAAGCCAGGCACAGCAGGCGGAGGCCAGCCCUCCUCAAGAGGAGGAGCAGCAGGAGGAGGAAGAGCAGGUUGAAGAGGGAGAGAAGAAGGAAGAGGAGGAGGAGGAGCAGGAGCAGGGAGAAGAGGAGGAGGAGGUGGAGGCAGAGGAAGAUCAAGGAGAAGAGGAGGAGGAGGAAAAGGAAGAAGAGGGAGAGGAAGAAGCAGAUGGAGGAGAAGGUGACGCAGAGGGUGGAGAAAAAGAAGAUGAAGAAGGAGGAGAGGAGGGCCCAGCUGACGAAGAGGAAGCGGGCGAUGAAGAGGGCAAGAAGGAGGAGGAAGAAAAACAAGAGGAGGCCGAGGCAGAAGAGAAAGAUGGAAAAGAUUAAACAGAUUAAAACAUUUAAAUGCGAAUGCUUUAAGAACACCUGCUAGCGCUGUAGUUGAGGGAUGUCCUCUCUGGUGCUGUUUGUACUGACAUCUCAUUCAAACCAAAUGAAAAUCUCCUGAGAUCAGAAGACAACAUGUGGGUGAACAGAGUCUCGCAGGUGGCCCACAGCAUGCGUCAGCAAAGACACGACACAGAAAAAAAGCUGAUCAAUAAACUGAUGAAGACAGGAUGUGACAAGCAGAAACUAUGCUUUUGUGGAGAUUCAUUUGUGAAUACGCUGUGCUUUGCUGUCACCAAUACAUGCCUGAGCAGCUGUCUUUAUGUGCAAUACGCAGUCAGAAAUGCCUUACUUUAAGCCCUCACUGAGUGCUCUGUGUGCUGCAUUGAACUUAAAUAAAGCCUUGAAGCCUUGUCAACCC
Messenger RNA from Scatophagus argus, 2532 nucleotides. RefSeq names its product neurofilament light chain b (gene neflb). Gene Ontology annotation, biological process: neurofilament bundle assembly. Gene Ontology annotation, cellular component: postsynaptic intermediate filament cytoskeleton; intermediate filament; axon. Lineage: Eukaryota; Metazoa; Chordata; Actinopteri; Scatophagidae. Gene Ontology annotation, molecular function: structural constituent of postsynaptic intermediate filament cytoskeleton. The transcript has 5 exons. Bases 369 to 2111 code for a protein of 580 amino acids. The record is from RefSeq and is a predicted model, not a curated record.